Molecule: messenger RNA, 1684 nt
Organism: Cryptotermes secundus
Lineage: Eukaryota; Metazoa; Arthropoda; Insecta; Blattodea; Kalotermitidae
Product: reticulon-4-interacting protein 1 homolog, mitochondrial
Exons: 6
Coding region: 180-1406 (408 amino acids)
Cellular component (GO): mitochondrion
Molecular function (GO): zinc ion binding; oxidoreductase activity
Source: RefSeq, a predicted model, not a curated record
GCGCAUAAUGAAAGUGGCAGCCAUACAAAGAAGCCACGAAUUUUAAGGUUAUGCGAAUAUAAUGUGUAGUACUGCUAUUACUACUACUACUACUACUACUACUACCAUAAAUGUAAUGUGCAUAAUGGAUAUUUAACAUAAUAGCCAUCCAUGGAGUUGUGAAACGUGGCAUUAUCACCAUGUAUAAGAUGAAAAUACCGUGCAUGUUCUUUAAAUUAGAUAUAGUUGGCCAAUUUAUGCGUGUAAAGAGUUGCAUGAGAGGUUUCUCAGCGGUUCCUGAAGUUUCUAAGGAAUGUAACGGAUCAAAAAUGCUAGCAUGGCAAAUACACGGUUAUGGGGAUUUGGAAGAAUUAAAACUGUCAAAGACAGUACGUAUACCCCACAUGAAAGGUCCAGAUGAUGUGUUGAUUCAAAUAGCUGCAACAUCAAUAAAUCCUAUUGAUUUAGCAAUGAUGGGUGGCUAUGGGUCAGUGUUCCUAAAUAAAGCAAGGCAACUUGAAGCAUGUAGCUUCUCUGAAAUAGUAGAAUUUCCAUUAGUCCUUGGACGAGAUUUCUCAGGCAGGGUUUUUGCAAAAGGGCUAGGAGUUGGACAUGAUAUAAAUAUUGGAGAUGAAGUUUGGGGAGCCCUUCCUCCACACCUACAAGGCUGUCAUGCACAGUUUGUACGAGUUAAUAAGACUUUGGUACAUAAAAAACCUCACAAUGUGACUCUAGUGGAAGCAGCGUCUGUUCCAUAUGCUGCCAUGACUGCAUGGUCAGCCCUGAAGGUGACGGGUGACUUGUGUUUGAGUCCUGCUAAAGGCAAGCGAAUGUUGGUUCUUGGUGGUUCCGGAGGGGUUGGUACAGCAGCAGUCCAGUUGCUGAAGGCAUGGGGAGCUCAAGUUGUCACAACUUGUCGUCCUGAUGCAGUUUCUCUGUUGGAAUCUUUCGGAACAGACUGUGUUAUUGAUUAUACACACCCUGAUGCAGAGAAGCAGAUCAGGGAAGAGGGCAAAUAUAACAUCAUCUUGGAUGCAGCAGGUCUGGGUGCAGAUGCAGGGCCAAAAUAUGCAGAUUGUCUAAAAGACUGGAACCUUUCAAAGUUCAUCACACUGAGGUCUCCAAUGUUACGAAAUAUUGAUGAGCAUGGCAUGGUUGUUGGUAUGAUGAAGAAUGCAGUGGAUCUGGCAGUCACAAACGUGAAAACAGGUCUCACAAGUCAAUGUAGCACUGUUAGAUGGGGAUUCUUUCUUCCAUCAUCAGAUGCAAUUAAAGAAAUUACUGCAUUAGUGGAACAAGGCAAGAUAUCCCCAGUUAUUGAGAAAAUAUUUCAAUUUUCAGAGUUACCAAAGUCAUAUGAGAGAAUGAAAUCAGGUCAUUUGAGAGGCAAAAUAGUUAUCAACAUAGGUGAAGAGAAGUAUUCUUGAACUGCUCCACAAACCAGAAUGCAUCAUCGUCAGUUAGUGACAUGCCAGUAUGUCACCAUCAGAUAGUACUAGAUUCUAUUUUCUACAUAUUCUUGCUAUGUAUACACUGGUGGGAAAUUCUGUAAUACCGGUUUAAUAUCUUUUGCUUCAAAUGACAUUGGGUAUGCAUGAAUGAUGUCGAGGUACCAUGAAAUCUAUGUAUGUAUACAAUAUUGUGAAAUUAUAUUAAUAUACUGUAUUAUUUUUACUGAGAAUUACAUUAUUACUUUGGUUUAGAA